Messenger RNA from Lodderomyces margitis, 2640 nucleotides. It is a transcript of the gene MCM3, whose product is annotated as MCM DNA helicase complex subunit. Gene Ontology annotation, cellular component: nucleus; MCM complex. The transcript has a single exon. Gene Ontology annotation, biological process: DNA strand elongation involved in DNA replication; DNA replication; mitotic DNA replication initiation. Bases 1 to 2640 code for a protein of 879 amino acids. Gene Ontology annotation, molecular function: ATP hydrolysis activity; single-stranded DNA helicase activity; ATP binding. Lineage: Eukaryota; Fungi; Ascomycota; Pichiomycetes; Serinales; Debaryomycetaceae. The record is from RefSeq and is a predicted model, not a curated record.
AUGGAUGAUACUACCCAGUUCGACGAACAACCUUUAGAUGCUGUCUUUGGUGACAGAGUUAGAAGAUUUCAAGAGUUUUUAGACAGAAUAGAUGCAAACACUGGUGUUGAUUAUAGAGCCCAAAUAAGAGACUUGAUAAUUAAGGGCAAAUACAGAUUAAAUGUUUCAAUUGACCAGGUUAGAGAUUUUGACAGAGAGUUUUGGCAAGGGUUAUUAAACCAACCGGCUGAUUAUUUACCUGCGUGUGAGCGUGCUUUAAGAGAUACAGUGUUGACAAUUUACGACCCUAGCGAUUCAUCAUUCCCAAGCGAUUUUGAUACUAAUCAACAAUAUUAUUUGAGUUUUAAAGGAGCUUUUGGUAGUCAUUCAAUCACUCCUAGAUCGAUAGACUCAAACUACUUAUCAAAAAUGGUUUCAAUUGAAGGUAUUGUUACUAGAGCUUCCUUGGUUCGUCCAAAAGUUAUUAGAUCGGUGCAAUAUGCUGACGCUACUGGUAGGUUUUAUGCAAGAGAAUACAGGGACCAGACCACUUCUUUUGACGCUAUUUCAACUCCCCCAAUCUACCCCACUGAAGAUAUGGAUGGUAACAAGUUGACUACUGAGUAUGGUUACUCGACGUAUAAAGACCACCAAAAAAUAUCUGUCCAAGAAAUGCCAGAGACUGCGCCAGCUGGUCAAUUACCCAGAUCCGUGGAUGUUAUCUUAGAUGACGACUUGGUUGACCUUACAAAACCUGGAGACCGUGUUCAAAUUGUUGGAGUUUAUCGUGCUUUGGGUGGUGGUGUCAAUAACAAUUCAUCAUUCAAGACGGUGAUCUUGGGUAACUCGGUAUACCCAUUACACGCAAGAUCAACAGGUGUUGCCUCCCAAGAGAAAAUCACCGAUCAUGACAUUAGAAACAUUAACAAGCUUUCCAAAGACAAGAAAAUAUUUGACAUCUUGUCUCAGUCAUUAGCGCCCUCGAUUUAUGGGUUUGAGCAUAUCAAGAAAGCUGUUUUGUUGAUGAUGAUGGGAGGGGUGGAAAAGAAUUUAGACAAUGGUACCCAUUUGAGAGGAGACAUCAAUAUCUUGAUGGUUGGUGAUCCUUCAACUGCUAAAUCUCAAAUAUUGAGAUUUGUUUUGAACACCGCCUCAUUGGCCAUUGCAACAACUGGUAGAGGAUCCUCUGGUGUUGGUUUAACUGCUGCAGUCACCACUGACAAAGAAACUGGUGAAAGAAGAUUAGAAGCAGGUGCAAUGGUUCUAGCAGACAGAGGAAUAGUAUGCAUUGAUGAAUUUGAUAAAAUGUCAGAUUCAGAUAGGGUGGCUAUUCAUGAAGUUAUGGAACAGCAAACCGUAACUAUUGCCAAAGCCGGUAUCCACACCUCCUUGAAUGCUCGUUGUUCUGUCGUUGCCGCAGCUAACCCCGUAUUUGGCCAAUAUGAUGUGCACAAAGAUCCCCAUAAGAACAUCGCCUUACCAGAUUCGCUAUUGUCUCGUUUCGAUUUAUUGUUUGUUGUCACCGAUGAUGUAAACCCAACCAAAGACCGGGUCAUUUCGGAGCAUGUGUUGAGAAUGCACAGGUUCGUACCUCCAGGAAUGAUGGAAGGGGAACCAAUAAGAGAAAAAUCAAGUGUGACAUUAGCAGUUGGGGAUGACGAGGUGAAUGAACAAGAAUUGUUGGAACAGCCCGUUUUUGAAAAAUUUAACGCGUUAUUACAUGCUGGUGUUGCAAGAAAUUCCAAAAAGUCACCUACCAUUUUGUCGAUACCAUUCUUGAAAAAGUACAUCCAAUAUGCCAAGCAGAGAAUCAAGCCUGUGUUGACAAAGAGUGCAUCCGAUUAUAUUGUUACCACUUACUCCUCGUUAAGAAACGACUUGAUUGGAAACAACCAAAGAAACACAGCUCCAAUAACUGCAAGAACUUUGGAAACGUUGAUCCGUUUGGCUUCGGCCCAUGCCAAGGUGAGGUUAUCCAAAAGUGUGGAGGUCAAAGAUGCUAAAGUAGCCGAGGAGAUGUUGAGGUAUGCUUUGUUUAAGGAAAUUCCCAAGAAGCAAAAGAAGAGAAGAACUGUUGCUGAAACUUUUGAUUCAGAGCUGGAAUCUGAAGAAGACUCAGAAGAAGGGGAAGGAGAAGAAGACGAGGUGGCGGGAACAAGGCCAAGUACGAGAAGAACCAGGUUGAGGGAACAACAACAACAACAGCAGCAGCAGCAACAACAAAGGACUCCAGAUACCACACCAGAGCCACCAUUGGGACAGCAAGAUAAUGAUGGUGAUGCUGAAGAAGUUGGUGAAGAGUUGGAGCAAUUCCACAUAACACCGGAAAAUGAACAGCAACAGCUGCCUGUCCCUGACGAAUCAAGCUCCACCUCGCAUCAUCCACUAGGUGAUAGAGCAACAAACACAGAACAAACAUCCAGGUUAAGUUCAGAGAGAUUCCAAACGUUCCGCAGAGUACUUCAAAAAGUUAUUCGUUCAGAUGUGUUUACUGGUCCUGAAUCCCAACGUAUAGCCCCUAUUGAAAAUGUUGUUAGGGCUAUAAAUGAGGAAAUGGCACAGGAGGAGAAAUUCACAGAGUCUGAAAUUGAAACUGGACUCGAGAAGAUGCAAGAGGAUAACAAAAUCUUCCUUGCCGAAGGAAAAGUGUGGACGAUGUAG